This is a messenger RNA of Vanessa atalanta (red admiral), 922 nucleotides long. RefSeq lists its product as uncharacterized. The record is from RefSeq and is a predicted model, not a curated record. The coding region runs from base 127 to 654 and encodes 175 amino acids. The transcript is spliced from 7 exons. Lineage: Eukaryota; Metazoa; Arthropoda; Insecta; Lepidoptera; Nymphalidae.
CGCGACCGCGGUGGUGAGUCCACGUCCUGUCGCCCCAAACUCGCAAAUAAUUACGACAAAAAUAACUAGUAACAAUACUAUGCAAUGUGAUUCAGAUAUUUUUGCAGCUUCAUCAUUGAAUCAAAGAUGAAAGCGUGGUCAGCCCACGAGCAAGAUACGACGCUGUCUUGCUGCAGAACUUUGCACGUGAAACACGCAGCUUACGCGAGUGCCCUGUACACAUUAAAUAUAUCAAUCCUGGUGGUGCUUUUAUACAGUUGGAGGAUUGGUGUUAACGCCAAAAGAUACAAAGAACUUGACGAUGUCUAUUACGGUGUUCAGAUAGCGUAUUUUGCAAUCAUUGGAACACAAAUGUUUAUGAUUGUGCUCAGCAUAUUCCUAUUUUACGGAAUUUAUAAAGAAAACGUCGCCUUUCUCGUUCCAUGGGUAGUUGGCUGCAUGACCUUCAUGGCUUUGGAGGCGAUGGCAAUGGUGUACUCUAACAUACUACGGGAUCACGUCAAUAAACAAUUCGACGCGAUGUGCAAAGCGGAAAUAUCAUUCUUAAUACCGAGAAUUCUUCUGAAUUGUCUAUGUAUAUGGUGCGUGUUGCGAUUAUAUCAUCUCCUAAGAGCCGGUAUCACGUGGAAAGGUUCCGCGGCUAUCGAGCUGUGACUAAUGCGUCAGCCAGACGUCCGAAUAGACUCGCCUAGCCGCCCCCUUCCCUGUGAAACAAGUCUCCUUCUCGGCGGGGCGGAAAGCGACACUGACGCGAGUUUGCACUCACUAUGACACAAAUGAGUUCUUACAGUUAGUGUGAAUUUUGCUCGUAAUUAUGUGUUAUAUCCGGACUUCUGAUAACAAAUGAAAUCGUACAAAUGAUUGUUAUACUAUAUUUAUGCAAUAUUCGAUUUAAUAUAAUUACUAAUUUAAAUACAAAUAU